AUGACCCCUCUACACUUAGUGGCUAUCUUUUCAUCCCUGUGGGACAUCAUCUGGAGCUGUUGCUUGACCAUAUUCACUUGUACAUGGACCGCAGUCCAUCCAAACAUUCUGGGUAUGUACGAGAGCAAAGCUAUGAAAAUCGCUCGUCGUAUCGGAAUCAUGAUCCUGGCGAUUGUUGCUCCAGAACUCAUGAUCACUUGGGCUAUGCGGCAAUUCUUGAGUGCCCGUAGGACUGCAAAGCAAUUCAGAUGGGGAAUGACUCAUGGGUUUUUCGUGUGGAUGGGUGGAUUCAUGCUCUAUGUCAAUGGCGUGCAGCGGGCCACUCUUACACCCGAUGAACUCCUGCAGUUUAUUCAUGCAGGACUCAUUGACAUGCCUGCCAUCACAGUGGACGAGAUAGAUGACCGAAGUAAGAUUGAUGCACUAUCUAAAUGGGUCACAAUUCUUCAGCUGGUGUGGUUUGUCUCCCAACUCGUCGCCCAUCAUGUCCAGAAGCUGCUGAUGACACUGCUUGAAACAGAGACGAUGGCUGUAGCCACUCUGACCUGGAUUUACUAUUUCUUGUGGUUGAAGAAGCCUAAGGAUGUAGGGAUUCCUUAUGCCCCCUGUUUAGCCUGCAUUUUAGCAAGUGGGAUCCACGUUGGGAAAUAA
Messenger RNA from Suillus bovinus, 651 nucleotides. RefSeq lists its product as uncharacterized. The coding region runs from base 1 to 651 and encodes 216 amino acids. The transcript is spliced from 4 exons. NCBI's taxonomy places the organism in Eukaryota, Fungi, Basidiomycota, Agaricomycetes, Boletales, Suillaceae. The record is from RefSeq and is a predicted model, not a curated record.